AACAUUUGUCAGGUUCGCAAAUUUUCUGCUGAAAAUAAUUUACCACCAAGGGCACUAUUGCUGAUUGACAACUGUGCUGCACAUAAGCCAAUUGACAAGUUACAGUCAGAUGAUGGAAACAUUGCGGCAAUGCUUUUACCACCUAACGUGACAGCUGUUUUGCAGCCCAUGGAUCAAAAUCCCAUAAGACUGGUCAAGUUAGAAUACCGGGCUAAACUGUUAUGGAACAUUGUAGCACAAGAAAACAUUCCGGUUGAGAAUAUUUUGAAAGGACAUUCAAUUCGUGAUGCCAUCUUGCUGCUUAAAUUAACAUGGGAUGAAUUGCCAAGAGCUGUGCUUAUAAAAGCUUGGAAAAAUAUAAAACAGUGGGAUGAUGAUCAAUACGACAGCGAAGACGAAAUUCCAUUGCUUACAUUGAUUAGAUCAAAUAGGUCUCACGAUGAUACACUUCGAGAGGUACAAUCGUUAUUGUCCAAGGUGGGUGGUGUUGACGUCAGCAGUGAAGACAUCGAAAAUUGGAACGACGACCAAAAUACGGAAGAUGAUGAAGAUUUCGAAGUGUCUGACAAUGAAGAUGAAGAACCAGUUGUCGAGGAAGAUAUGCAACAACAGAAAGUCAGUUUUUCCGAAGCAGUUGAUUGCAUCAAUACCUUGAUAAAGUGGUAUGAAAACAAUAAUGAUGCAAAUCAGAUAUCACAUCUUAUUAAUAUGCGUACGAAAAUUGUCAGGAGCUAUUACACAAAAGAAAAGAAACAAACAAGUCUCGACCGCUUCUUUAAACCAGCCCUUACAAAUUAAUAUGUACAUAUGUAUGUGCGUAUAAUGUGAAAAAGUACAAACUAAAUUUAAGUGUAUGUUUUGUUAAGAGUAAAAGUCAGUCAUGCAAAUAAAUUGAACGUAUUAUAUCACCAAAAUUAUGUUUAUUUCCGUGUUUUUUUUUUUUCAAAAUCGAAA
Bactrocera dorsalis (oriental fruit fly) is the source of this 954-nucleotide messenger RNA. RefSeq names its product jerky protein homolog-like. The transcript has a single exon. The coding region runs from base 130 to 798 and encodes 222 amino acids. The record is from RefSeq and is a predicted model, not a curated record. Gene Ontology annotation, molecular function: nucleic acid binding. Lineage: Eukaryota; Metazoa; Arthropoda; Insecta; Diptera; Tephritidae.